UAUUCACAGAGAGCCAAACGGCACGUAUUCUCGCAGCUAGCUAGGGUUUUGGAGUGAGAAUAAUCUUCUUUUCAGCUUUGCGUUUUUACUCCACGUUUUCUUUGCUUCUGCAUCUGUGCUUCCAUCAUCUCCAUAUUCUCUCGAAGAGAGGGAGAGACAGAGAGAGGAGAGAAUGUUGGACAUCAAUCGAUUCAGAGUAGAGAAGGGUGGCAAUCCAGAAGAGAUUCGGGAAUCCCAACGCCGCCGGUAUGCCGAUGUUGAGAUCGUCGACGAGGUCAUUAGGCUCGACAGAGAAUGGCGACAGCGACAAUUUGAGCUUGAGAGUCUUCGCAAGGAGUUCAACAGGAUCAACAAGCAAGUUGCUCAGCUUAGAAUUUCAGGUGAGGAUGCUAGUGGUAUGAUUAAGAGUACAGAAGAUCACAAGAAGUUGACAGCAGAGAAAGAAAUUGAAGUUCGGGAAGCCUUAAAGCAAUUAAAUUCAAAAUUGGAAAUUAUUGGGAACCUCAUUCAUGAUACGGUACCUGUUAGUAAGGAUGAGGCAGAUAAUGCUGUGAUUAGAUCGUGGGGUGAGAAACGUGUAGAGCCUAAACUAAAGAACCACGUAGAGCUUGUUGAGCUUCUUGGUAUUGCUGAUCUGAAGAAAGGUGCUGAAGUAGCUGGUGGGAGAGGUUUUUACCUGAAAGGAGAUGGUGUACGCCUUAAUCAAGCUUUGAUUAACUUUGGUCUUGACUUUUUGGAGAGGAGGGGAUAUACAGCAUUGCAGACUCCAUUUUUUAUGAGACAAGAUAUCAUGGCAAAGUGUGCUCAAUUAGCUCAGUUUGAUGAAGAACUUUACAAAGUAACUGGUGAGGGAGAUGACAAAUAUCUGAUUGCAACAGCUGAGCAGCCACUUUGUGCAUAUCAUUUGGAUGAUUGGAUCCACCCUUCCCAGCUACCAAUAAGAUAUGCUGGAUAUUCAUCGUGUUUUCGCAAAGAAGCUGGAUCACAUGGUCGUGAUACUUUGGGAAUAUUUCGAGUUCAUCAAUUUGAGAAAGUGGAGCAAUUUUGUCUUACUAGCCCAAAUGGCGAGGACUCUUGGGUCAUGCAUGAGGAAAUGAUAAAGAAUUCUGAGGACUUCUACAAGAUGCUAAACAUCCCCUAUCAAGUUGUGGCCAUUGUUUCAGGUGCUUUGAAUGAUGCAGCUGCAAAGAAGUAUGAUUUAGAAGGAUGGUUUCCUGCGUCCCAAACUUAUAGAGAAUUGGUAUCCUGUUCCAACUGUACGGACUACCAGUCCAGGAAAUUAGAAAUACGUUAUGGGCAAAAAAAGAUCAAUGAGCAGACAAAGCAAUAUGUCCAUCUGUUGAACUCUACACUUACAGCAACAGAGAGGACAGUUUGCUGCAUUCUCGAGAACUACCAGAAGGAAGAUGGUGUUGCAGUACCAGAUGCAUUACAGGCAUUUAUGGGUGGAAAGACCUUCCUUCCUUUCAAAAGCAAACCGGCAAGUGAAGCCAAAGGGAAGAAAUCGAAGGCCUAGUUUGUUAUUAAUUGGAAAUUUAUACAGUGAAAAUUUAUGAUGUUUCAUGCUACUGUCUACGCUCUAAACAAAGCCCUAACCAACCCAACCCCUCUCUCCCAAAAGAAGAAAAGACAUUGAGAGAGAAGAGAAAGGAAACAUCACAAAGAUAAAGUAUUUUGAAUGCAUUUUGGAAAAAAGCUGGAACUUUGACUUUUUGAUACAUUGGUGUUUUAAGUUAAUUAUUGAAAUUGUGUUUUGCAAACUAGUUAAAUUUGGGUUUUAGGCUUCUCUGUUAUUAUAUCAACAUUUGAUCUCAGCUACUAGUAGAAUACAAUUAUUGGUUUGUGUAUUAUCUACACGUUGAAAAGACAUUUCUGUAUUUCAUUUA
Messenger RNA from Ziziphus jujuba (common jujube), 1886 nucleotides. Its product is annotated as serine--tRNA ligase. Gene Ontology annotation, biological process: seryl-tRNA aminoacylation. The transcript has 8 exons. Lineage: Eukaryota; Viridiplantae; Streptophyta; Magnoliopsida; Rosales; Rhamnaceae. Gene Ontology annotation, molecular function: ATP binding; serine-tRNA ligase activity; tRNA binding. The coding region runs from base 173 to 1516 and encodes 447 amino acids. The record is from RefSeq and is a predicted model, not a curated record. Gene Ontology annotation, cellular component: cytosol.